Ambispora gerdemannii is the source of this 789-nucleotide messenger RNA. The record is from the annotation of a GenBank genome assembly. NCBI's taxonomy places the organism in Eukaryota, Fungi, Glomeromycota, Glomeromycetes, Archaeosporales, Ambisporaceae.
AUGAAACUAACACCUGAGCUCAUCGAACGCUCGUCUAGUCACAUAAAUGCUGUAAAAGACCGAGAACUCGAUUUACGUGGUAAUAAAAUACCCGCCAUUGAAAAUCUCGGCGUCACAAAGGACCAAAAUGACACGAUCGAUAUGACGGACAACGAUAUUCGUGUACUAGGCAACUUCCCUCUUCUUAAUCGCAUCAAAAGCCUCUUACUAGCAAACAAUCGAAUCACCAGAAUCGAUCCACAACUUGCCGAAUACUUACCGAACUUAAACACAAUGAUUCUCACCAACAAUAAUAUCGCGGAGCUGACCGAUCUUGAACCGUUAAACAGAUGUCGUAGAUUACAGUAUGUUAGUUUGUUGGAUAAUCCUGUUACUCGAAAGAAGUAUUACAGGAAUUGGUUAAUUUGGAAGAUUCCAAGUUUGCGAGUAUUAGAUUUUAGAAGAGUUCGUAAAGCGGAGCGUGAAGAAUCAAAUAAACUAUUCGAAGCGCCCGAUGGAGAAUUAACUUCAUUAGCUAAAUCGAUAUCCGAGACAAUAUCAAAGACGUUUGAGCCUGGUGAAGGAUUGGGAAAUAUAAGCGGUGGUGCAUUACUGCCAAAAUCUAAUUUACCUACUCUCGGAAUUACUCCCGAAGAACAAGCAAAAAUUCAGGAAGCGAUUAAGAACGCACGAACUUUGGAUGAAGUUAAUCGUCUCGAGAAACAGUUACAAGCUGGACAAAUUCCUGGCACUUCAUUGCAAACAUCAGGGAGCGGUGAUGGCAAUGUUCAAGAGAUGGAAGAAGAUUAA